Molecule: messenger RNA, 3438 nt
Organism: Pyrenophora tritici-repentis Pt-1C-BFP
Lineage: Eukaryota; Fungi; Ascomycota; Dothideomycetes; Pleosporales; Pleosporaceae
Source: RefSeq, a predicted model, not a curated record
AUGGUGUUCCUGGGUAUCUACCGCGCUCUCUACGACUAUGAGCCCCAGGGCAGCAAUGAAAUCGCCCUGACCGAGGGCGAUAUCUUGAUGGUCCUGGAGAAGUCGACGGAUGAUGACUGGUGGAAGGCCAAGAAGAAGGGACGCGAGGAGGAUGAAGAAGAGCCCGAGGGCCUGAUUCCCAACAACUACAUCGAAGAGGCCGCUCCCAUUGCACAAGCAAAGGCGCUGUUCGAUUAUGACCGCCAGACGGACGAAGAGCUCUCGUUCAAGGAAGACGCCCUCCUGGAUGUGUACGAUACCACGGAUCCCGACUGGACCUUGGUAGGCGUCGAGACCGACUAUGGCUUUGCGCCCGCAAACUACAUUGAGCUCAUUGAGGGCGGAGCCGCCGCAGCUGCACCAGCGUUGCCCUCGCCAGCCAUGCCGACUCGCCCGCCAAUGCCUGUAGCCAGGGACUCUUUCGACGACGACGACGACGACCAACCGCCCACCCCAGACAGCCCUCCCAAGCCGAGCCCUGCUGCUGCCCUGGCUGGCAUCAUCCAGAAGAAGUCACAGGAAGCGGCGCCGCGGUCAACUAUUUCUCCCCCACCCAACGUCAGUGCGCCCGCGCGGCGACGUGUACAGUUUACCCCGGAGGAAUCCGACGAGGAGGCUCCCGCGCCCCGUAUUCCCCAUCGACCCGCUUCUCCCCCCACUCAGUAUGCGCGUACGCGGUCACCGUCACCUCCCGUCAGAUCGCCUCCAGCUCGAAGCGUUACAUUCGAUCAAUAUGAUCCUCCCAAUAGCGAAGAUCAGCCCCAGACACCCAGAUCGGGCUCGGGAUACCAUCUUUACAAUAUUUACGAAUACAUCACACAGCCGGGCAAGAACAAGAAAAUGCCAAUGACCCUGGGCAUCAAUAUCCCCAAGGGAAUGAUUAUGAUUGCGCCAGAGAAGUCGCGCGAUGGGCCGCAGCAGGAAUGGAGUGCAGACAAAAUGGAGUACUACUCGCAAGAGGGCAAGCACAUCUUCAUGGAACUGAAGCAGCCGAGUAAAAGCGUAGACUUCCACUGCGGGGCCAAGGACACUGCAUCGGAAAUCAUGUUCGCUCUCGGUGAGCUUGCAGGAGCUGCCAAGGGCGCCGGACUGCGCGAGGUUCUCGCUGCUGGAUCGGGGAGUUCCAACGUGCAGAAGAAGGGUGUCAUGCUAUUUGAUUUCAUGGCUCAGGGCGACGACGAGGUCACGGUGGGUCUCGGUGAUGAGAUUCUGAUUCUCGACGAUUCGGCUAGCGAUGAGUGGUGGAAAGUCAGGCGGCUGAAAAACGGCAAGGAGGGUGUCGUACCAGCUAACUACGUCGAGAUCACAGAAACCGUCCCCAUACAUGCUCCUGCAGCUACCAUCGCCCGAUCGGGAACGAAUGCUGGUCGAUCCAUCGUGGAACAGAAUAGACGGGAAGAAGAAGAGCUUGCUCGUCAGGCCUCUCGAAAAAAGAGGCCAGAAAGUGAGGCAAGGAACGAUCAGAGAUCAAGCAAGCGCGAAAGCUCCUCCAAAGAUUCGGGCGCAAAGUCCUCGUCCAAGCCAAGUCAGUAUACCAAUAUCUCGCUGCUCGAAUUCCUCAAGUCUGAACCGAUUGCUGACUCGAGUGCGCCAGACUCCGCCAAAGUCCGCACGUGGACCGAUCGAUCCGGCUCCUUCAAAGUCGAAGCAGAGUUUAUUCUCAUCAAGGAUGGCAAGAUUCAUUUGCACAAGAUCAAUGGUGUCAAGAUUGCAGUACCCGUAACGAAAAUGUCGGUGGAAGACCUCGAAUACGUCGAGCGCGUCACGGGCGAAUCCUUGGAUGAUGAUAAACCGCUGUCCGACCUGAAGAGGAAGAGCAGCAUGGCGCCGCGUGCAAAGGACUCAAGAUCACCAACCGGAAUAUCGCUUGAGAAGAAGCCUGAGUACGACUGGUUCGACUUCUUCUUGAAGUGUGGUGUCAAUCCUCAGAUCUGUGAACGCUACGCACGAGCGUUUUCCAAGGAUGAAAUGACCGAGGAAAACAUUCCAGAUAUCAAUGCGAGUGUGCUGCGUACAUUGGGACUCAAAGAGGGUGAUAUCCUUCGGGUGAUGAAGCAUUUGGACACACAAUUUGGGCGGGACAAGCGAAGUGUCAAUUUUGCUGAAGAAGGCGGCGAAGGCGCUUCGGGUGGAUUGUUCUCUGGACCAGGAGGUGCGCUCCGGAACAACACUCGCAAGGGACGUCCUGCACCUCCUGUCGAGACGAACGACGUGGUAGACCCGAAGGCGUUUGAGAAGAAGACUGAGGAUGCCAGCAAGAAACCUGCAGAGGGCGCAUCUGACUCGGACAAGAAGGCCAACGGGUUCGAUGACAACGCUUGGGACGUCAAGCCAUCCAAGUCUGCUCCAACAUCUCCACCAACAACAACUGUCACCCCGCCUGCUGCGAAACCGCCUCAGUUGACUGGUUCCAUGAACGAUUUGUCUUUGUUGGACAUGCCAGCCCUGAAACCAGACGAGAUUGCUCAACCCCCACCGCCUGCACCGGCUCCACAACCAGCCCAAGCUCCUCAACAACCUCCUGCUCCUGCUCAGCAGCCACAGCCAACCGGUGCUACUCCAACUUUGUUUGAACAGGUCGCAGCAAUCAAGGCUUUGACUCAACCUCAGAACAUGGGUCCACCACGUAUGCGACCACAAGCUCCUCAGCAGCAGAAUCCUGGUGGACUUAUUGCACCACCACCGCAGAGGUCUUCUUCUGCCCCAAUGAACCCACAGCAAAGUGCCUUUGCCCCUCCACCGCUGCAACCUCAACUUACUGGCUACAACCCCAACAUGAUGGCUCAGAACGGCCAGCAGAACAUGCAAGGCAUGCCACCAAUGCAGCAGCAGAUGACAGGUUUCCCGCAACAGAAUGGGGGGUUCGGUUUCCAACAGAAUGGUAUGAUGCCACAGCCCACUGGCUACAACCCAAUGUCGCCACCACCGCAGCAGCCUAUGCAAACUGGAUAUGCUCAGUUUCAACAGCCGCAACCAACAGGCUUUCAGCAACCUAUGCAAACGGGGUUCCAACAGCCCCAGCACUUCACACAAGGCUUUGGCAAUGGCAGUCCGUUUGCCGACCCACCACGAGCACCCUUCCAGCCACUCCAAGCUCAACCCACGGGCUACAACUCAUUCCAGCCAUCACCUCUUAACCCUCAAGCGACCGGUGUCAACCGUUUCUUGCCCCCAGCUCUUGCACCUCAGCCAACAGGGUACAUGUCGAGCCAAAGCCCACCACCAAUACCGCCAAUGCCACCAAUGCCGAACAUGGCUGCACAACCACUGGUGCCUCAGAAGACCGGUCCACCUCCCAGCGUCAAAUUUGGUGUACAGCCAGCGAAGAAGUUGGUGGCUCAGCCAACAGGGAAGGCGAGCCUCGCCAAUGCUACACCUCAAAACCCCUUUGGUUUCUAA